Messenger RNA from Protopterus annectens (West African lungfish), 4686 nucleotides. RefSeq names its product myosin phosphatase Rho-interacting protein-like. The record is from RefSeq and is a predicted model, not a curated record. Bases 776 to 4060 code for a protein of 1094 amino acids. Lineage: Eukaryota; Metazoa; Chordata; Ceratodontiformes; Protopteridae. Gene Ontology annotation, cellular component: actin cytoskeleton. The transcript has 23 exons. Gene Ontology annotation, molecular function: actin filament binding. Gene Ontology annotation, biological process: actin filament organization.
GAGAGCCAGCGUUGCUCACGUUGUGUUCCAGCCUGUAAACUCGGUGAGCUUAGGUGUAGUAAGUGCUGUUACCACAGACCGGGUUUGUAUCCCAGGUUGAUCGAUCUCCGUACAAACUGCUCCCAAGUGACGGGGGACCCAGCGGGAGGGGGCAGCAGUCUGGUUUAGCCAGUCACGUCCCUUCCCAGGGGAGGACGGUAUUAGCGGAAGGCAGCAGCAGUAGAAGGAUGGAACAAACCUAAAACAAAGGCGAACAUCUCGACAGAAUUCCAGGGAGUGAAAUCCAGGAGCAGGGCAAAAUAAAUCUGAGUGUGCCUUGCCCGCAGUGAGAGAACUGAGUGCGUCCGUCUCACAUUUCGAUGUCCUUUUGCAUUUAUUCUUCAAAACCGACCUGGACUGAGCUGUGUGUUUUACUUUCAAAUCCUUUUAAUUCAUUGUGUGUCGAAGGUUGGAAACAAGGGUUCUGCCUGCUGCCCCCCAUAACCAAGGCCAAGGGAAUAGAGGCAGGAGUAUCCGGGGUUGCCUUGGUCCCCAGUGAAUACUUUUUAUCCCCUUAUACUCCUUUCGUUCUGCAGCUGUGGCACUGGAUGGUUUUCUUGAUUCUUCACAACAGUGGUCGGUAGUUCUAGUAACACAUUGGCAGGAUUAUAUAAAGCUCAUACUAUUUAGAUAAGAAGGGCCUCCGUGCUCUUUUCAUCUGUCAUUUUAUCUGUAGCAGAGUUAUAUUGGCUUUCACGGAGACGUUUUAUGGUUUAAAUUUGGGAAUAAAGCCGCUAUGUCUGGAGCAAAGGAAAACCCAUGCCGAAAGUUUCAGGCGAACAUUUUCAAUAAAAGCAAAUGCCAGAAUUGCUUCAAGCCAAGGGAACAACACCUUCUGACUGACCAGGAUUUGACCCAGGCUAAACCGAUUUAUGGAGGCUGGUUAUGCUUGGCACCAGAAGGAACAGAUUUUGAAAACCCUAUGCAGAGAUCUCGGAAAUGGCAGCGUCGUUUCUUUGUCCUGUAUGAACAUGGAUGCUUGCGCUUUGCUUUGGAUGAGUCUCCAAGUACAUUGCCACAGGGAACAAUUAAUAUGAACCAGUGCACAGAUGUAAUUGAUGCUGAACCAAAGACAGGACAGAAGAAUGCACUUUGCAUUGUUACACCUGAGCAGGAAUAUUUUAUACGUGGAGAAAACAAGGAAAUCAUUAAUGGGUGGCUUGAGCAGUUGGUUGUUUAUCCUAAAACCAACAAACAGAACCAGAAGAAGAAACGAAAAGUGGAGGCUACAACAUCACAGGAACCUGGUCCAGCUAAGGUGGCACUCACUGGAUCAGGCAUUCCAGAAGCAGAGAGGGUCCCAGAUUCACGUUCAAGUUUGUGGCAGGAAGAGAUUAAUGACAGUGGCUUCCAGGGACGAGUAUUUGGUGUAACAGGAGGAGAUGCUAUUAUGUCUGGUGUUAGCACUGAUGCUACUUCUACUAAUGGCGAUGACAUUGAGAGAGGUGGACUAUACCCCAUUCAGACACUGGAUUCUCAUGUACUUUUGCCCAGUACCAGUUCAUCUAGUCGCUACAGUGUAGAUUUUGGUGGCAUUCCCAGAUGUCAGUCUCCUACUCAGAGUGACCCUUUUCCCUCAGGAAGUAGUCUUUUGUCUAAUGGGUCACAUAUUAGUGGAUCUUUGAGCUCACUGGAUUCAGAUGCAAGUGGAAGUGUGACUUAUAACACAGAAGGACUUCACACAGAAUUUUCAGCACAGAGGACCUCCAGUCUACCAGACAAUUCUCGAGCCAAACGGUUAAGCUUCAGGGACUCUAAUGAGUUAGAAUCGGACAAGACUGACAAAUAUGCAUUGCCUAAAAGUCCUGGAAGGGACGAGGUAGACCACGCACUUGAACAGGAACCGAGUCGUUCAACUGUAAUUGAGAAACUAGAAGCACUUGAAUUGGAAAAUGCAGAAAGAAUGGAGACUGCCGAAUCUGCUGAAGGAUCCAGUUAUAGUUCAACUAGACAGGGGAGGAGUGAAACAAGGCAUUUCCAAAAGCGAGAGGCAGCAAAGACUUCUGCUCAGCCAUACAGUUUUCAUCCUUCAGUUCCACUUCUACGAAGAGCAAAAUCCCUUGACAGAAGAACAACAGAGUCUGUGAUGACACCUGACUUGUUAAAUUUCAAAAAAGGUUGGAUGGUGAAAUUAGAUGAACAUGGGCAGUGGAAAAAGUAUUGGUUUGUUCUCACAGACAGCAGUCUGCGGUAUUAUAAAGAUUCUAUUGCUGAAGAGGCAGCUGACCUUGAUGGAGAAAUUGAUUUAACAACAUGCUAUAACGUUACUGAAUAUCAGGUUCAAAGAAAUUAUGGUUUUCAAAUUCAUACUCAGGAGGCCAUAUAUACAUUGUCAGCAAUGACUGCUGGUAUCCGUCGAAAUUGGAUUCAAGCAAUUAUGAAAAAUGUGCAGCCAUCAAAAGCACCUGAUGUUGCAAGUUUACCAGAUGAACAAAAGCUAAUACCUCAAAAUGCCAGUUCUGUGCCAGAUGGUAAACAAGAGCCUCUAUUUUUUGAAGCAUCCUCAACUGACAAAGAGAGAAAAAGUCGAGCUCGAGAAAGAAGAAGAGAAGGAAGAUCAAAAACUUUUGACUGGGCAGAAUUUAGACCAAUUGCACAAGCAAUAGCCCAACAACGUGCUUUGGAAAAUGAAUUGCUUUUUCAGCCUGACUUGUUAAACUGUGAAAGGACUAAAAGGCGAGAGGAACGUCGAAAAAGGUAUGAAGCUGUUGCAGGACCUCUGGACAGUGGCUCUGAGGACAUGUCAACAAUGGAAAUUGAUGGCACACUUGUGGUGCCUUCAAGUGAAAAGCAACAGAAGGUGCAAGAAGAAAUUGAACAGCAGUGGCAGCAGGUUGAGAAAACUCCACUCAGGGAAGAGCGUCAGCUUCCUCUUAUCUCUGUGCUUGCUGGUACACAUGCUGCUGAACUAGAGAAACUACAAGAAAGUCACAAAAGAGAGUUGCAGGAGAUGAGAAGUCUGCUGGAAUCUUGUCAGCGAGAGUUGGCUGACUCCCAUCAGUACAGGCAGGAGCUUGAAACACAGCUGAAUGCUGCAUUAGAACGAGAGCAACAUGUUCGCUCGGGCUAUAUCUCUCCGGCAACAUGUGAGCGUGGAUUUGCUGCAAUGGAGGAGUCACAUCAGAAGGUAAUCGAAGAACUUCAGCGACAGCAUCAGAGGGAGCUGGAGAAGCUAAAGGAUGAGAAGGAUAGACUACUUGCAGAGGAAACUGCUGCGACUAUUGCUGCAAUUGAAGCCAUGAAGAAUGCCCACCAAAGUAAGCUAGAGAGAGAACUGGAGAAAGCAAGGAAGACACCAAGCAAUAUUGAGAAUGUUGAUCUAGAAGAAGUAUGCAGGCAACAUGAAGAGGAACUUGCAUCAAUGCAUAGGGAAAUCGAAGUACUUUCAGAACAGUAUUCUCAAAAAUGCCUGGAGAAUGCGCACCUGGCUCAAGCCUUGGAAGCUGAACGGCAAGCAUUACAACAGUGCCAGCGAGAGAACCAAGAUCUCAAUGCACACAAUCAAGAACUGAACAAUCGUCUGGCUGCAGAAAUCACCAGGCUAAGAUCAGUAGUUGCUGGAGAGGGUGGAAUUGAUGGCUCUACGCCAACCCAAGGCAAGGAUGUUUAUGAACUUGAGGUGCUUCUUCGUGUAAAAGAAUCAGAAGUACAGUACCUCAAACAAGAAAUAAACUCGCUUAAAGAUGAGUUGCAGACUGCACAUCGUGAUAAGAAGUAUGCUACUGACAAGUAUAAGGACAUCUAUACAGAGCUUAGCAUUGUAAAAGCCAAAUCAGACCGAGACAUAAGCCGUUUAAAAGAACAGCUGCAGCUUGCGCAUCAAGCACUGGGUGAACAGUCUCCGGAAGAUAUGGACCGUGGAGGAUAUGAUAUUAUGAAGUCAAAGAGUAAUCCAGACAUCCUGAAAAUGGCAACAUCAAAGAGAGCAGAUCGAACUAUGAGAUCUAAGAGUCUCAAGGAAGGAUUAACACCUGAUCAGAAGUUUCAGCUUUUUGAAAGCAAGGAACCAAAAGAACUUUAGCAUUCCAUUGUAUGCAAAAAAACUUUCAUCCCGUGCAAAAAUAGUUUUUAUAGCCUCUGAGUAUAUAAAUAGCUUCCUAACAUCUACUGUACAAAACUUGUAACCUCUAGAAAAUUAGGAAGCUGCAUUUGUUCACAGAUCUGAAAUUACACUGGUUACACAAAGUAUGCAGAACUUUAUCCUAGAAUAAUAGUAUAUAUAAUUUCUUAAUUAUUACAUAUUUGUGCACUACAGUAACUGUGACUUUCUACAAAGUGUCUUACUGUAUAUAUAUAUAUGUUAGAUAUUUUUUGCUCUGAUGCACUUGAAAUACUGUCAUGAACACUUAUUACAUAAGCUACUAUAUGGUCAGAUAAUAGGCAAUGGCAGCACUACAUGUAAAUAAGCAGAUGAAGUAAUUGUCAUUUUUGUUCAGAUGUCAGACUUGCCAGAAUAAAGUAUGCACCCUUGAAGUACUUAUUUUAUGACCAAACAGUUUGGGAACUCUGUGUUUGAUUCGUUUUCAGUCAGUUAGUGCAGCUUUUUUAUCCUCUACCUGCUGUAAAGAUGUGUCAAAUGAAGUGCCAGUUUUCUCACUUCUCUGGCACAUUUCCACCCUUUUACUGAAUUAAAAACUAUAAAAAAUG